CCGGGGCAGCGAUCGUCGGCCCCUGCCGCGUUUCCUCCAAGAUGGCGAGCGGCGGUAGCGGUGGGGUUUCGGUGCCUGCGCUCUGGAGCGAAGUGAACCGUUACGGCCAAAACGGUGACUUCACGCGCGCUCUCAAGACCGUCAACAAGAUACUGCAGAUCGACAAGGAUGAUGUUACCGCCCUGCACUGUAAAGUGGUAUGCCUUAUCCAGAAUGGAAGCUUCAAGGAAGCCUUGAAUGUCAUCAAUACUCACACCAAAGUGUUAGUCAAUAACUCUCUUUCUUUUGAAAAGGCAUAUUGCGAGUAUAGGCUGAACAGAAUUGAGAAUGCCUUGAAGACAAUAGAAAGUGCCAACCAGCAGACUGACAAACUAAAAGAACUUUAUGGACAAGUGUUAUACCGGCUAGAACGCUAUGAUGAAUGCUUAGCUGUGUAUAGAGAUCUCGUCCGAAACUCCCAAGAUGAUUAUGAGGAGGAGAGAAAAACAAACCUUUCAGCAGUUGUUGCAGCUCAAAGCAAUUGGGAAAAAGUGGCUCCAGAGAACUUGGGCCUCCAAGAAGGCACACAUGAACUGUGCUACAAUGCUGCAUGUGCACUGAUAGGACAAGGCCAGCUGAGUCAGGCAAUGAAAAUCCUACAGAAAGCUGAAGAUCUUUGCCGCCAUUCAUUAUCAGAAGAUUCUGAUGGGACUGAGGAAGACCCCCAGGCAGAACUGGCCAUCAUUCAUGGGCAGAUGGCCUAUAUUCUUCAGCUUCAGGGUCGUACAGAGGAGGCUUUGCAACUUUACAACCAGAUAAUAAAACUAAAGCCAACAGAUGUGGGAUUGCUAGCUGUGAUUGCAAAUAACAUCAUUACCAUUAACAAGGACCAAAAUGUCUUUGACUCCAAGAAGAAGGUGAAAUUAACCAAUGCCGAAGGAGUAGAAUUUAAGCUUUCCAAAAAACAGCUGCAAGCCAUAGAAUUUAACAAAGCUUUGCUUGCUAUGUACACGAACCAGGCAGAACAAUGCCGAAAGAUAUCUGCCAGUUUACAGUCCCAAAGUCCCGAGCAUCUCCUGCCUGUGUUAAUCCAAGCUGCCCAGCUCUGCCGUGAAAAGCAACACACAAAAGCGAUAGAGCUCCUUCAGGAAUUUUCAGACCAGCAUCCAGAAAAUGCAGCUGAAAUUAAGCUGACCAUGGCACAGCUGAAAAUUUCCCAAGGUAACGUUUCCAAAGCAUGUCUAAUUCUGAGAAGUAUAGAGGAGUUAAAGCAUAAACCAGGCAUGGUAUCUGCAUUAGUGACCAUGUACAGCCAUGAGGAAGAUAUUGAUAGCGCCAUUGAGGUCUUCACACAAGCUAUCCAGUGGUAUCAAAACCAUCAGCCCAAAUCGCCUGCUCAUCUGUCCUUGAUAAGAGAAGCUGCAAACUUCAAACUCAAAUAUGGGCGGAAGAAGGAGGCAAUUAGUGACCUAGAGCAGCUGUGGAAACAGAAUCCGAAAGAUAUUCACACCCUGGCGCAGCUUAUUUCUGCUUACUCACUUGUAGAUCCUGAGAAAGCAAAAGCUCUUAGUAAACACUUGCCCUCGUCAGAUAGCAUGUCUCUAAAAGUAGAUGUUGAAGCUCUUGAAAAUUCUCCUGGUGCUACAUACAUUCGGAAGAAGGGUGGAAAAGUUGCUGGAGAUAAUCAACCAAAGGAGCAAGGACAGGGAGAUUUGAAAAAGAAGAAGAAAAAAAAGAAGGGAAAACUGCCUAAGAAUUAUGACCCAAAAGUUACCCCAGAUCCAGAAAGGUGGCUACCAAUGCGUGAACGGUCUUACUACCGGGGAAGAAAGAAGGGUAAAAAGAAGGAUCAGAUUGGAAAGGGGACCCAGGGAGCAACUGCAGGAACUUCAUCAGAACUGGAUGCCAGUAAAACUGUGAGCAGCCCACCCACCUCCCCAAGACCUGGCAGUGCAGCAACAGCAUCUACAUCUACGAGUAACAUCAUACCCCCAAGACACCAGAAACCUGCAGGGGCUCCAGCAACAAAAAAGAAACAACAACAGAAAAAGAAGAAAGGUGGAAAAGGUGGCUGGUGAUUAGAACAUUCUUGUUGCAGGCUAUUUCUAAACUAGUCUUAGUGACAUUAGGAACAUAAUAAAGAUAACACAGUGAGAAGCACAGAGCUGCUCCCUCUCUCAUCCCCACAUUUUCAUAAAAUUAUUUUCCUGUGCAUCAAAAAGGAAAAGACCUUCCUCAAACUCUGCCUGGUCAGACUUGGCCUGCUUGUACCACCUAGCUUUGUACAGAUGAUAAGGACUCAAAAUAAUCGAUCAUUUACCCACCUUAAUAUCUGUUUCUUUAUGUGCUGAUCUGGUGAUGGUUUUCUCAGUUUGACAGACAAGACAUGUUAUCUAAUGUUUCCUAGGAUAUAAACAAAUUACUUCUGCUGUUUUAUUUAACUAGAGUCUGAAGAUACUUGUUCUGUUAAAUCCCACUUUAAAUUACGUCUUAGGAGAUCUUGGGAGACUGAAAGUGAAAUCUGAGCAUUCCAAAUAUCUGCUUAGAAGUAUUGUGUGAUAGAAAACGGGCUUUGUUAAUUAAUACACUGGUGUUUUUCAUUACAUGAUUGGCCACAGGAAAACUAAAUGUCUUCAUUCAUUUUUACCACAAAUCCUCUGUCAUGGGAUACUGUACACACACACACACACACACACACGUAUGUGUGUGUAGAGUAAUGAAAAAUGUGUUUGUAUAUGUAUAUACAUAUACCCAUAUACAUAUAAAUAUAUGUAAAUCAGGACCCUUUGAUGCCUCCAUAUCAUUUUCAGAUUAUGAUAGCAUUAUGCUGACUUAGUACUAUAAAGAACUCAAGGAAAACAUAUCAUUGUUGUCAGAAUUUGACUCAUAGACCCAGUGUCCUGAGGUCAGGUGGGUGUAGACUGUCUCAGUCAGAUUUAAUGGACCCUAUCGAAAGCAUGAGCAUUGACUUCCUAUGUAGAGAGGAAAUCAGUACCAGAGUUCAGUAGCAGGCAGUAUUAAAACCUCACAGAACUGGUUAGCUCAGUUAAUAAAUACUCAGAUGGCUCCUCUUUCUAGUUAGGGGUGUGGCUAUUCAUUACCCUUCCCAAAGCAAUGGAGUAUUGUGCAGUCAGUCUGCGUUGUCAGUGUUGCUCUGGGCUUCCCUGGCUUACACGCCACUUUCCUGAUGAACAGCUAUAAGACAGACACACUGGGAUGCCCACCCUGGUAAGUAAUCAUUUUAUGUUGCCCAGGAUAGCAUUGAGUUUAGACCUGAGUUACUUCCUUUUUACAUUACUCUGUCCUUCUCAAUAAAGUGCUGCUGUGUUUGACUCUGAACAUAUCUACUGAAACUUCUUCAAAGAGUUUUUAAAAGGCUAUCCUCCUUUACAAGAGUAAGGAAUGUGGUGCUGCCCUUCUGUUUGAUGUAAGCAGAAUCCGCAGUGGCAUCUAAACGAGACCCUCAUAUAUGAAUGAUUUAUUAUGGCAUAACUUUUUUGAGCUCUCUGAGAAUAGUCUUUGGUAAAAGUGGCAGAUACUCAUUUCUCCUGAAUAUAUACCCCAUUAUAAGAAUAA
Molecule: messenger RNA, 3555 nt
Organism: Phyllostomus discolor (pale spear-nosed bat)
Lineage: Eukaryota; Metazoa; Chordata; Mammalia; Chiroptera; Phyllostomidae
Gene: SRP72
Product: signal recognition particle 72
Exons: 19
Coding region: 42-2057 (671 amino acids)
Biological process (GO): SRP-dependent cotranslational protein targeting to membrane
Cellular component (GO): signal recognition particle, endoplasmic reticulum targeting
Molecular function (GO): ribosome binding; protein binding; 7S RNA binding
Source: RefSeq, a predicted model, not a curated record